CUCUUUAACUUAUGAAUCAAAAAUUUCUAUUUUAUAAAUUAAAUUUUCAAAUAAUUAUUAAAAUGUAAACAAUGUAUAUGGAAUGUGUUAUACAAAAUAUGACAUUAGACAAUAAUUCCAAUAAUAGUUCUCAUAUAAUAUCGGAACCAACUUAUUCAUGUCUGAAUGAUCAUUAUGAAUCAACAACUGAUGAAUCUUCAAGAGAUUCUUUUUUGGCCAAAAAUGAUUUUAAUACAGAAAAUGAUAAUGAUUCUAUAAUUAAAUCACAAGAAUUAUUAAACUGCCAUACAGUUGAGAGUACUCCAAAUAAUAUAAAACCAAUUCAUACAAAAGUUUCGAAUAUUAUAUCUAAUUCAAAUUCCUGUGUAAAUUUACAACCAUUUCUUCAUCAAGUUGGUGGUCAUUUAUGUAUGCUCAAAUUUGAUAGUGAAACUAUUUGUAAACCAUUGCAAGGAAAAGAAAGGGAUUUUUAUAAAUAUCUAGUCCCUCCUAUUUUAAAACAUUUUGUUGCAAAAUAUUACGGUCUAGUUGAAGUUUCCUUAGAAAUAGAUAAAGAAGGAUAUAUAAAUUUGGUAGCUCCUAAGAUUCACUAUUUAAAACCUUUUACCUCAAACAACAUAAAUAAUGAAGAUAACAUUGAACAAAAUAUAGCAGUUAAAAGGCAUAAAAAUGGAAUUAAAAAUUUUGAUCGCUGGUCUUCAAUUAAAGUAAAAAUGAGAUGUUCAGGAAGUAUGGAAGUAUUGGAUCCCCUUGAAUUGAACUUAUUUGAGAAGGCAGAUUUAACAAAUCCAUCAAAAAAUAAUGAUAACAUUUCUUCCAAUAAAAGGAAACCCUAUUCUUUUAAUCCAUGGAGCUUAAAACGGCAUAAAGAGCAAAUUUUAUCUAUGCAAAAAGAGAAUCAAAUCACAUACAAAUUUAUUAGGCUACAAGAUUUAACCUGCCAAUAUUCUUACCCAUGUGUGUUAGAUUUAAAAAUGGGGACUCGUCAAUAUGGAGACGAUGCUUCUGAACAGAAAAAAAUUUCGCAAAUAGCCAAAUGCGAAUCCAGUACCUCAUCUAGUCUAGGUGUUCGAAUAUGUGGCAUGCAGGUUUACCAACCCCAAACCGAAACCUUCUUUUGCUACGACAAAUAUAUAGGCCGUAAAUUGAGCGUCGAAGGGUUCGAAGAAUCCUUGAAGUUAUUCUUUCAAACCGCUCUCACUAUUCGCGAUAACACAUUCACAAACCCGGACAAAAACAAUAACAAUCUCAUUCCACUAGGUAUUAACGAUCAUCAGCACACAAUAGACAUUUUGGGCAGCGUGCUGCGGCAAUUAAUUUUGCUCAGGGACGCUAUAGCGUCUCUGAAUUCUUACCGAUUUUACUCUAGUUCAUUGCUCAUUCUUUACGAAGGAGACCCUUGUUUAACCAACGGCAAAUUUCACUCUCAAGCCGACAUGAAUAAUAAUUUCACCUUAAACGGAAAUUCGAACCAUAUAGAGCACCACCCUUCAACCAAAUACGCCAGGAUUAACAUGGUAGAUUUUGCUCAUUCUUCUUCUUGUCACAAGGAUGGUCGCGACAAAGGUUACUUGUUUGGCCUCGAUAAUUUGAUCAAAAUAAUAAAAAGGAUUCAAUAAUCCCCCCAUUUAAAUGCAAAUUUUUUUUCUCUCUAUAGCAUUUCCCCCGCUAAAUGUGAUUAGAAUAAUCCAGACAAACAAAAAAAUCAUACUAUUAGAUGAAUUGUUAAAAUUCCCCGUUCUUACCUUUAUGUUAAUAUUUUUAAAUAAAAAUUUCCGGCAUUAUUUAUUUAUAAUUAGUUUAAAAUAAUAAAUCUUUGUUUUCUUUUAUUCAUUAUCAUUAAACUUCUCUUUUUUGUAAACAUUUAUUUAUAAUUUAAACAUUUCAUUUUAAUUUUAUGUUAUGAAUAGCAAAAAAAGGUAACAUAAUUUGAUUUGAAUGUUUGUGCCUUCAUUCCUUCCUUUUUUUUAGUGAAAGGGGAUGGAUGAAAUGCUUGAAGGUAGAAUAUAAAAAUAACAAAAUUUAUUUAUAAAAUCAUAAUAAAAUAAAUUACGUGUAAUAUAAUAAUAUAUUAAUUUUUUUUUUAUUAGAAUGUUUUGUCCAAUAUUUUUAAUUAAUAAUAUUCAAUUUUAAUUUUGUAAAGAAAUUUAUAAUGUUUUUAAUAGAAUUAUUGUUAAAAAAAUUUACCCCCCCCCCUCUAACACCCUUUAUUUAAAUUUUAUUUUGCAAAAACCAAUCCAUUUUUAGAAUAAAUUGUAUUUUAUUAUUUUUUCAGAAUGCUCUUAUAUUUUGAUCCUCUUGAAUUUUUUGAAAUAUAAAAAAAUUUGGAAUUUUAUUUUUUGUUUUAUAAAGUUAAUUUCAAUUGUUGGCAUUACUUACCUAUCUCUUAUUUUAAGACAAUAACAUUUCACACUCUUGACCAAAUUAUGCAUUCAUAAAUGUAAUGAUAUAAUAUUAUACUUUAUAAAUAUAAAAU
Molecule: messenger RNA, 2476 nt
Organism: Gordionus sp. m RMFG-2023
Lineage: Eukaryota; Metazoa; Nematomorpha; Gordioida; Chordodea; Parachordodidae
Product: inositol hexakisphosphate kinase 3-like
Exons: 5
Coding region: 72-1619 (515 amino acids)
Biological process (GO): phosphatidylinositol phosphate biosynthetic process; inositol phosphate biosynthetic process
Cellular component (GO): cytoplasm; nucleus
Molecular function (GO): inositol hexakisphosphate kinase activity
Source: RefSeq, a predicted model, not a curated record